Molecule: messenger RNA, 1641 nt
Organism: Vitrella brassicaformis
Lineage: Eukaryota; Vitrellaceae
Source: the annotation of a GenBank genome assembly
CAGAGAUAUAGAGAAAGAUGGUGAAGCAUCUGCCGAAAGAGAGAGCUCCUGCUGGGCGUGAGCCGAGAGAGCCUGUCCGGCUUCAAGGGCGUGUUCGCUUCCAAGACCUGAUCAGUGAGACCAAUCUCAUUAUGGUCCAUGACGCAAGAGUGCAUGCAAACGUGUGCUUGUUUGCUUGUGCGUGUGUGCAUGCAGAGUUGUUCCCGGACGCGCCGCCGUUUCCGAAUGCGAAGCCCAAGAAGCCAAAGUCGAGGCGGCGUCUGGAGGAAGCGGCGCGGGAGAGGCGCAUGCGGAAGCUCCAGGAGGAGCUCCAGAGGAAGCACUUCCGUAAGCGCUUCGAGCGCACGAGAGCGCACUAUGCUUGUCGCUCAACUCUCUUGUCCUGCACUGACUGCAGUCCGUGACGACCCAGACGAUCCCAUCGACGAGCCCGACGAAGAAGAGCCACGGGGACAGCAGCCCCACUCUGCACGGUUGUGGUGGAUGGACGGCACCGAGGACGGCGCUGGGGCAGAGCAACUGCCGCCGCCGCCACUGUGGGUUGAUGAUGAGGGCGAGGGCGAGGGCGAGGGCGAGGGGGGAGAGGGCGACCAGGGCGAGGUAAGCAGUCAAAGCAGCCACAUCAUGGCACGUGUGCAUACAUGUGCCUGCCUGAUGCAAUGCAGGUCGGAUCAUCGGUGCCAUGGUAUGCGAGUCUGCCGCCCGACGACUUGGCGCUGGCGGAGCGCCUUGUCCGGGCGGGCGGCAAGUACCCCCGCAGCUUCAUCUCAGACAUCGGACACAUCACCAUCAACGGGUACACCCGCCAGUCGCACUAAUAUGAGAGGGAAAGGGGGAAUGAGAGGCGGUGCAAAGUCUCUGUCUGUUUGUGCGUGUGUGUGUUCAGCCAUAACAUCGCUGCUUUGGGUGACGGGUCUGUGGUGGAUAAUGAGGUAGUGGAUGCCGUGUUCACCCUGGCGGCCGAAAGACAGAGCCAGCUCAGACAGUCGGGCAGACUGUGAGCGACCUGCACACACCCUAUCACUGCGUUCCGACCAACACGUAUUCUGUGUGUCUGUGUGUGUGUGUUUGCGGCAGGUUGCCACGUGUCCGCUUCACCACCACAGACUUCUGGCAGAGCCUGGCGGGCCCCGACGACGGGUACAAAUACAACUACGAAGCCGUCAAGAGCCACAACAACAUCCAGGGCGUAAGUGAGCCGCCCAGUCACCCAACCACCCAGCUGCACCGAAGCCCUCGACGCAUACAAACACAAACACGCCCAUCGUCCGUAUGUUUGUGUCAUUCAGAUAAGCGUGUUUGAGGUAGACUAUCUGGCCGUGCCGAUCUGUGAUCAUGGGCACUGGUCGCUAGGGUUUGUCGACGUGAGGGACUGACACACACACACACACACACUCGCGAACGAACGAACGAACGAACGACGAGAAAUGUGCCUGUCUGUGUGUGUGCCUUGUUGCCUGCAGGAGGAGACGGGUGGGGGUAUUAGACACGGACAUGCUGCCCAGCGAGGAUACCAGCUUCCAGUACACACACACACACACACACACAUGUCCAGACAGAAUGUGCCGAACGUGUCUGUCUGUCUGUGUAUGUGUCUGUCUGUCUGUUGUGGUAAUGCAGUUUCCUCCAUUUCAUGAUUGA